Podarcis lilfordi (Lilford's wall lizard) is the source of this 43091-nucleotide messenger RNA. The record is from the annotation of a GenBank genome assembly. NCBI's taxonomy places the organism in Eukaryota, Metazoa, Chordata, Lepidosauria, Squamata, Lacertidae.
CUUCAGAUAUUAAAAGCUUCCCUAAACAGUAUUCCAGGUGUGGUCUGACCAAGGCAGAAUAGAGUGGUACUAUUUCUUCCCUUGAUCUGGACACUAUACUUCUGUUCAAGCAGCCUAGAAUAGUAUUAGUUUUUUUGCUGCUGCAUUACACUGUUGGCUCAUGUUAAGCUUAUAGUCUAAAACCUCUAAAUCCUUUUAGUAUUUACUGUUGGAAAUCCAGGUGUCUCUCAUCUUAUAUUUGUGCAGCUGGUUCUCCCUACCUAAAUGUAGAGUUCUGUAUUUGUCCCAAUCUGUUAAAGACAUUUUUAAUUCCGAUCCUGUCUUCUGUGGCAUUAGCUACCCCUCCCAGUUUGAUGUCAUCUGCAAAUUUGGUGUCAUCUGCAUCCUCUCAAUUCCUUCAUCCAAGUCAUUUAUAAAGACAUUGAACAACAACAGACCCAGGACAGAACCCUGCGGCAUCCCACUUGUCACUUUUUCCCAGGAUGAUAACCAUUAGUGAGCGCUCUGGGUUUGGUCAUUUAACCAGCUGUAAAUCCACCUUACCCAGCACACAUUUUGCCAGCUUCUCUGCAAGAAUAUAAUGGAGAACUUUGUCAAAAGCCUCAUUGAAAUCAAGAUACGCUAUAUCCACAGAAUUCCCCUGAGUUGGGAAUAACGGUUUAGCCGCAUAGGUGAAUUGUGCCAUUUUGUGUCACUUUUUAUUUUAAAAUGAAUGUUAAAUUAUUUCUUUUUGUUCUACAGUAGUUUGUACUGAAAAGAACAUUAACAUUAAUAAUAGCUCUAUAAUGCUGCCAUCUAGUGUUGGCAAUUUAUUGGUGUAAGCUUUGGGGGUAAGGUAAAUUAUAGAGUUAUUAAAAACAUUAAAGUCUCUUUAAUUCCUUAUUCAAAAGAAAUUUAAAAAAUGAGAGCUUAAUUAAUCUAUGAAUAAUAAGCUUACAUUAUUUUGCGUUAAUAAUCAGUUAAUAUUUGCAUUUAUCAUAGUUUGUUUUCUGAGAAUGGCUUCCAUGGAAGGUAAAACCAGAGAAAUAAAUUACUUUAUGUAUGGCAUACUACUGAAGCCUGCUUUGCUCCUUUCAAGUCCUUUUUUGCUGCCUUGGCUUAGUAUGCUGACCAAACCCAUGUUUGUGGUUAAGCUCUCUCCAGACUAACCUUAGGUUACCAGAUGUACCCAUUUCCCAGGGACAGUCCCUGGAUUUACAAAUCAAUCCCCUGACAAAAUCCUAUCAUUCCUAUUGAAGUUGAAACGUGUCCCCAGAUUCAUUGAAAAAAAAUCUGGUAACCUUAGACUAACCACGAGCUGUAACCAAAGUCUGUCUGGAGACAGGUUAAGCACAAGCCUGAAUUCAGAGAACACAUGAAGCCAAUCUUUGGCUUAUUUCAGCACAGGCUUGAAAAGGACCAGGGAAAAGCAAAUUAGGUAUGAGCUGCAACCAAGCCACACGUCUGUGCUCAGCCAAAGUUUAGUUCAGUGUGAUGUGCACAACAACCUAGGGAAAUAAGAGCACUCUGUUCCGCACCAGAUGGAAACCCAGCAAUGAAAUGUGGGAAAAGAUAGCAAGCAAUCUGCAGCAGUGCAAAACAUCCCAUAAACAUGUUCGACUUUAAAAAUCCAGUAUGUAUACAAACUCUGCUCUUCUUUGGGAAUACAUUUACAAAUAAAACAGUAUUUGAAAGUUUAUUGUGGAACCUUUGUUAUCUGUUGGACUCUUGAAGUGAGCAGUGCUCUCAAGGUGUACGGUAACUAUCUAGCUAUACUUGUUCCAAUUUUGCCAGUGAACUGUCUGUAUUUAUCUUCCGUCUAGGCAAGCAGGAGGGGUGGUGAGGGGUGCAGCCUAGGAUAAGGAGCCUGGGUGUAGCUAGGGAGAAGGUAUGGCCUGGAAAGAGUUCUGCAGGCAGAUAGAGAAGGCUGGAGGGCUCCAUUUGGCCUGCCUGACCUGAGGUUCCUCACCUCUAUUGUGAUUUAUGUGAAGGAGGCCCCCCAGCCUGCUCACAGGUCCUUAUAUGAUCAGUGAAAACAGUUGGUCCUGGCAAGUAUUAACUGCUCUCAGUCUUAACAUGAUAACUGCCAUUUGUCCAGAUUUUAAUUUGUCUGAAUUAAUUUGAAGAUGUAUUUUAAUUAAUUGAUGCCUCUUUUUAUGUAUACUGUGUUAUUUGUAUGAUGUUAGCCGCUCUGAGCCUGGCUUCGGCUAGGGAGGGCGGGAUACAAAUAAAAUUUAUUAUUAUCAUUAUCAUUAUCAUUAUUAAAAUGUAAAGAGUGAAUGGCAGAUGUAGUAUGGGUAACUAAUGACAGUGUCCCUUAUCUUCCUAAAGAUGCAGUCACUACCGCAGAAAAGUAUUUUACUCUGGAAUGGGUUAAAAAACAUGGUUGCACCUUGAGAGUAAGUGCAAAUGCAGCCUUAUUAUGCUUUCUGGUGGUAAUGUAACUUCAGUACAUUGGAAUUUUGAUUUAUGCUUUAUUUCCUAAAUUUUUUAAAAAGAAACAUUGGACUAUUUUGAUGUACUAUUUUGAUGUAUCUGGCAGCCCAGCCAGUGCCGUCUCAGUAUACAUAAAAAGAGAGGGGAAAAGGUCAAACCAGGAAAAAACCAUAAUGGCCUAGGCUGCAGUUCUAUACACUUACCUGGGAGUAAGAACCACUGAAUUCAAUACUGUAGUGCUUAUUUCUGAGUAGACAUUAGAUUACACUGCUAGUUAAUCAUUUCAUUAAAGGUCUUACUUUUUCUAAGUCAGUUUGUAUUACACAUGGUAAAUAUUUGAUAACGGAGUAAUUCUUAUCAUAAUGACUUGGGUUUAUAUAUACUGUAUUAAUGUACUGCUGCAUGUAUCCCAGUCUCUGAGCAAUGAGACUGCUGGGAUUUCUGUGCUUACCUAGGGUUCUAUUUUCUUGGAAUGAAGGUCAAUAGAAAUUUUGGUGUCUUUAGGAUAUGUGGUUGCAUUUACACAUAUAUACAAUUUAAGCAUAAGAUCAGCUCACAGCAUUAACACACAAACAUAUCAAUUCUCCAUUGUUCCAGGGAACCUCCAAGCCACAGUGCUUGGGUCCAGCACAGAGCAUGACAUACCUGUCUCUUCAGCAUCCAGUAUCAGCCAAAACUUACCCACAAAAACCUGGCUACCAUUCUUCUACCUUUCAAGGUGAUCUUGAUUCCAAGUAGGGGCAGAGUUAACCCCACUUGUCUAUAUGGCAGCAUGGCUAAUGUAAACAGCACUAUUAUACUGCCUGCCAUUACCUUACCAAAGGAACAGGUUCAACUGGUUUCCUCAGAGAUUCCACCCCCACAUACACUGGAUCACAGGUUUGAAGGGACCCAUGGGUGUCAUCCAGACUGACCCUGGCAAACUCACAACAGUAUUCUUAAAGUGCUCAGUAGAACUUUAUUUUAAAAACAGUACUAAUAUAUGAUCAAUUCUUUUUGAUUGGCCUCAGACACUUUGCUGUUGGCUAGGUAAGCAUAAUGUUGGAUAAGCAGAGCAUACUCCCUCCUCCUAAUGAGUUAACCAGCUGGCAGUUAUUAAGACUAUGGACAUCAUUUUCAAAUCCAUCUGGAAUUUGCAGAUCCCAGGCUCUGCAUGCCUCUUAAUAUAUUUCGACCCAUUCUCCUUUCGUAUCCAAAGAAUAAAAUAAUAUUGUAAAGCAAAAAAAGCCAAAAAAUCCCCACACAAAUAAAACCGUGUUUAAAAGAUCCACUUAACAACAGAGAUGUGUGCUAGGCCGCAAAGCAGUAAUUUUAAGAGUCGGGGCUGGGAGGGGGAAAAGGGCAUCGGAAGCGGCGGCUGGGAUGACACGCAACAUGGCGUGCCUGUGCCAUCCUUUGCCCUCGCUUCAUGGAGAAGCCCCGCUGUGACUGGUGAGGACUUGCUCCCAGGUGAGCCUCGCGCAGAGGGCGACCAGCCGCAAACCCUCUGAGGGCCACACGGGGUGGGGGAGGCAGUGCAGGAAAGGCCGCCAGCCCCGGCGCAACAACCCCCGCAGGAGAGGCCAAGAGAAGAGCGAGCCUGUGGAUCCGGAUUAAUAAAUACGAGGCCGCGCGCCUCCUCCUGCUGCUGCUUCUUCGGUUCGGAGUGGCCGCCUUCUCAGCCAAUGGGAAGCGGGCGGCGCGCGGUCCGCCGCGUCUGAGGGAGGAGGCGGCGGCAGCAGCGGCGGCCUUCGCAGCCGCGGCCCGCUGCGUGGAAGUGCCGGGGCGGGAUUUCCUGAGCUUCCCUGUUGUGGCUGCUCGGGGAGGAGGGAAAGGGGAGGUGCCAAGCGGCGGGCGAGCGGCCGGGCGAGAGCGCGAGGGUGGAGACCCGUCAGCUGGGUGCGGCGUGAGGGGGCAGCUGGGCCGGUCCGGCCUGUGGAGAUCCGUCCGCCGACAUGCCUGGGAUAGACAAGCUGCCCAUCGAGGAGACGCUGGAGGACAGCCCCCAGGUGAGGAGGGGAAGCGGCGGGAGAGACAGCGAGCUGAGGGCCCUCGGCGCCGCGAGGCGGGCGGGCGGGCUGGUGGUGGGCUGCGAGCCCCAUCCCUCGCUGCCACCAUCCCGGAAUAGUAACACUUCGCUCCCUCCCUCCUUCCUUCCUCUCUUAUCUCCCCCCCGCGCCGUCGCCGACCGCCGCCUCACGAGCGACUCCAUAGCUACAAGGAGCCUGUGCAAAAACUGUCCCGCCGCGGUCUGGUCUUUCCGCUUCGCCUUCUGUAGCAUCUUCUCGAAGUGACACGGAGGGUUUGCUGCACCUCGCAUGCAGAAGUGCUUCUGCUAAAUCUGUGGGGAAAUGGUCUUCUGCGUGGGCUCAGCGUUUAGACUUGUUUGGGGACGGCCCCCUGCCCUGUUCCAAGUCGCCACGGGGCGCUUAAAUGGAGUCCCAGGAAGCAUAAUCACGCGACUGUCUUAGGCACAAAAAUAAUCAAACCCAAAAGGCCUUCCUCACUCCUUUUUUUUUUUUUUAAGUCCUUGGCUAGUGUAAAGGAAGCACUGUCUCCUUUCCCCAUGUUUGGGCUGUUGGGGGUUAAAUGGGGAUGUUGCUUCUGUCGAGUAUAAAAUCUGGAGGGUAUGUACAGGGUGGGACAUAAGAGCUCUUUCAGCGUUAUCGUGAUUUUUAUACAGUAUUGUAUUCCCCCACCCCACUGAAGGUCUUUUUCUCAGGUCCCACAGAGUCAAGGGAGACAGUCUAGUAAGGGCAGUAGAGCCCAGUGAAAUCUGUUCCUGCCUUAAAUUGCUGUGCAAUUAUUGAAAUUGCUGCCUCAGUUUCCUCACUACACCCUUACUCCUACAUUUGGUGGAUUUGUUUAUCAGUGACUUUAAAACUGCUGCCUUACAUGUAGUGUUAGCUCAAUUGCCUUGUAGGGACACCUGUUCAAAGAUUACGUUUAAUAAUGUACCAUUGCCUUAUGCACAUCUACUUUGAAUUUUGUUUUCUUGUAAGUGUGAUUGUUUUCAGGUACAGUUACCUUGCAGUCCACUCCUAUGCACAAUUAAACAUUCAUUUUUAAAAACUGAAAUACAACAAAAUUCUUGUGAACCACAUACUGUCUCAAGAAAAUUUGACAGAUGCUUGCCUGUUGAGUCUCAAAAAAGCAAAGAUAUGUAACAAUAUACAGUAAUGCUUUGAAAACGUUUCAACCACUGAGUCGGUAUGUGACUAGAUUGGAAAGAGAUGAUGGUGAUUAGCAUCUUCUGUUUCUUUUGAAUAAUUGGCUUCAUUAUCUCAUAUGUUGCUGUGUAAGAGAUGUUUUACACUUCCUGUGAUCUCAUCUAAACAAGCUUUCAGAGUAGUGCUUUGCAGUCUCCUGUUUAUGGUCUUGGCCACAGCAAUAACAUUAAUGUGCAAAUGUUGUACGAUAGAUGCAACUUUGUUAGAUUGAGUUUUUAUACUAAGUAAGAGAUGGACUACAUAUAAAAUAUGGAAUUGAUCUAGACCUAGUCUAGAUAUUCAUUAAAUCUAGAAGAUACUUCUACCUCAUCUACCUUAUCUUAAAAUCCCUUCCAGAAUUAUAGAAAUUUAAAAAGAGGGGUUAUUUAGUUAAGGGUUAGUCAACAAAAUGCACUCCAGAUAUUGUUGCACUAUGUCUCCCACCAUCGCUUGCUGGUGAUGAUGGGAGUUCUAACCCAACAAUAUCUGGAGGGCACAGUGUUUGCUACCCUGCUUUAGUUCAUCAUGCAUCAAUAAGAUGGAUGGUGAUUUUCCCCUAAAGAUGUAAAUGGGCAAGAAUUAAAGUAUAAAAUGUUUCAAAAAAGGAUUCUCUAGAGACCAGAGGCAUUCAAGUUGCUGCUAGCUUGAUUAACAAACAACAAUCAGACCUUGAAGCACAACAGAUUUUAGGGGUACGAUGCAUAAUUUCCUAUAUCUUAAUGAAGUUGUUUUCAAACUGUGUUCUGGGGUUCCUCAAAAAUUUAAGGAUGCGUCAUUCAGAAAAUCAGCAAUGUGGGCAAGUGUGCUCAUUACUAGCAGUCUCCUUAUAAAGCUACCCCCUGGGGCCCAUUUGAGAACUAAAAAUUACUGAGGUCCACCAAUCACAAAAUUGUGCUGCAGGGGUUGGAUAGAUGCAGAAAUUAGCACCAUCUGCUGACAAUUACUAACAUCCAAAAAUCAUUGUGCUUGUGGAAUGACUUCAUUGAGUGCAAUGAACUUCUCCAAACUGGUCUGGAGGGUUGGAGGAAGCCCCAAAGCAAAUUUAGGGGUCCUUCCUCCUCUGAAUGAGGGAGCUGCUGCUGCUAGCAUCUAGCCAACCAAAAGUCUACGGUACAAUCAGGGGGUGGGUUGUAGCAUUGAGGCAGGACCAGAAAGUGGGCUACCGGCCACUGUUGGUCCUUGAACCAGUUUGAGGAAUGCUGCUUUACAACUCUCAGCUACAGUUUGACAUAUUCUAGGAAUCUAGAAUGUAUUCUCAGUGUGGUGAUAUAGACCUGGACAGCGUUACUCUUGAAUCAACUGUGCAUGCUACUGAUGCUUCAAUACCCUCUGCAAUGUACAAGAAUUCCUUUACAGAAGUUCCUCAUCAAACUAGCAUAAACAGGUUUCCCUGAAAGUGGUAAGCUUUGGCAUAACUCAAAGAUCCGUCAUGCAAGCAGACAAAAACAUUCAGCAAAGUUCUCAAGCUUGAGCAUUCAACUGAUAAAGUGUAAGCAUAGGAUUGUACUGUUGGCAUCACAGGAAUUUGUACCCAUACAGGGUCAUUUAUCACAACCUCAUUUUCUUAUUCUAAAUUCUUGUAUCUGCAAAGUGUGAAGUUUCCUUCCCUUGCUUUGCAUAGCAUAAGGACUCUUUCUUCAGAAAAAUAAUUUCUCUUCCAGAGUCCAAAGGGGCCUUUGAGAGCAUAUCCAUUAGUACACACCCCUAUAUAAGAUAACUGAAGUUUGUUACACGUACACUUUAACUUCACACUGUCUCAUUUAACCAGCAAUGGAAGCUUUGUUGAAUUGCAGAACUGGAUCAACUCUGAUUUUGUCAUGAUGACAAAUUGAAAGAUUGGAGGCAACGCACACUGAACAAACUGUGGCUUACUUAAAUUCACUGCUUAAGCAAAAUUUGACUCAUAGCGUUCCUGACUCUUAUCCACAAUGCUACACCAGUCUAGAACAUUAAUAAGUUUUUACACACAUUAUAUUUUAUCAGAAGCUACUAUUUUAAUAGGUUUACUUCCUUUUGGAGAAGAAAAUAUACAUUCUAUUAAAAAUUCAUUUUGACUCAACUUUUGAAGGCAUGUGAUUGCACAUAAAUUAUAAAAUGAAUAGAUAAGGCUAUAAUCCCAAUAUCUGUCAAAAUUAUUUUCCACUGAGCUCAUUUCUUGAUGAACAUGCAUAAGAUAAGGAUGGAGAGAUCAUUUAACAUGACAGUACUACAACAAUAAUAAUAAUAAUAAUAUAAAUAAAUAAAUAAAUUUAUACCCCGCGCAUCUGGCUGGGUUUCCCUAGCCACUAUGGUUGGCUUCCAACAAAGAUUACAAAAUACAAUAGUCCUUCAGAUAGUAAAAGCUUCCCUAAGCAGGGCUGCCUUCAGAUGUCUCCUAUAAGUCUGGUGGUAGUUUUUUUCCUCUUUGACAUCUGCUGGGAGGGCGUUCCACAGGGCAGGCACCAGUACCGAGAAGGCCCUCUGCCUGGUUCCCUGUAACUUUGCUUCUCCCAGUGAGGGAACCGCCAGAAGGCCCUUGGCGCUGGACCUCAGUGUCUGGGCAGAACAAUGGGGGUGGAGACGCUCCUUCAGGUAUAGUAUUGUUACCAUGUUAGGACAAAAACCACUGUACUGAGAGCCAGUGUGGUGUAGUGGUUAAGAGCGGUAGUCUCGCAAUCUGGGGAACCGGGUUUACGUCUCCGCUCCUCCACAUGCAGCCUCUGGGUGACCUUGGGCCAGUUACACUUCUUUGAAGUCUCUCAGCCCCACUCACCUCACAGAGUGUUUGUUGUGGGGGAGGAAGGGAAAGGAGAAUGUUAGCUGCUUUGAGACUCCUUAAAGAGAGUGAAAGUCAGGAUAUCAAAUCCAAACUCUUCUUCUUCUUCUUCUUCUUCUUCUUCUUCUUCUUCUUCUUCUUCUUCUCAAAUAGCAGCAUAAAGGCUGUUCUACUACUCCAGAGGUGCAGUAUUUAAACAGUUCCACAAAUAAAAACAUAUUCAUAUAGCUGAAUAAUAAAAGAUGAGCUAAAAAUGUAGUGUCCUUUCUGGCACCAAAAGAACAGCAAGUUUGAUGUUAGGCAAGUGUCAAUGGUAAGCUGAUUAGUAGUUUACAAGCACACCUAGGUAGUGUUUGUCAUUCCAAUUUAAAUCCCAAAGUAAAUAGAGCUCGGGUGGUGGCUCCAGUUUUAAUGUCUACACUUCUAAAUAGCUCAUAGUCAGCAAUACAAAAAGUAGGGCAUACAUUAUAGGUGUUGGCAUUUGAAAUAGAUUUCAUGCCUUCUUUGGAAUCCAUAAUGAUCUAUGAUAGGCAUAAGAAAAUAGCAGGCCAGUGGGGGAGAACUUGUGGCCCUCUAGAUGUUGCUGGACUACAGCUAUCAUUCCUGACCAUGGACAUAGCCAAGGGGGAGCAGCGGGUCAUCUACCCCCCCCCAGAGCAAGUAAAUCAAUACAAAUACUUAACUAACUAAGGUUCUGCCCCCACUAAUAUGAAGCCUGCCCACCAAAAUAAAUCGUGGCUACAUCCAUGUCCCUGAUCAUUGUUCAUGUUGGCUUGAGCUGAUGAGUCCAACAACAUGGAGGACUGUAGCUUCCCUAUUCCUGCUCCAUCCCUCCCUUUUUCAAACAGCUGCUCAAUGAUCUGUGGUCACUGAGUAUGCACGGUUGUUAAUAGGUCUGCACCAUAGGGUUUAAAGUUUUUUUGUACUUCUGCAAACAUAAAGGUUAAAUAGCUGUUUUGGCUAUUUAAGGGUCAGCGCUUGACUAUGAUCACAUUCAUGUACUUGAGGCACAUGCCUUCCCCCAAUGAAUCUUGGGAACUGUAGUUUACCCUAACAGCUACAAUUCCCCACACCCUCAACAAAUUAUAGUUCCCACAGUUGUUUGGGGGAAGAAGCUAUGUGUUUUAAAUGUAAAAUGUGGAUGUGACCUAUGAGUUUGUUAAUAGUAUAUAGGAUAUAGAAUAAAUGAUUUUAUUCCCCCUCCCCCCCAAAAAAGAAGUAAAUACAGAAGUUUAUGCUCUUUGAAACUUGAGAUUUAUGGGACAUCUUAAAUUGAACCAGAAGCUGUAAAGUUAGUCUUUCCCUCUCUCCCCCUCUGUGUUUGUUUGUGUGUGUAUGUGUGUAUUACAUAGACCAGAAGCUAUAUAUUCCAGUACAGUGGUACCUCUAGUUACGAACUUAAUUCGUUCUGGAGGUCCAUUCUUAACCUGAAACUGUUCUUAGAGGCGUGCUUUCGCUAAUGGGGCCUCUUGCUGCCGCUGCGCCGCCAGCACACGAUUUCCGUUCUCAUCCCGGGGCAAAGUUCUCAACUUGAGGUAACUCUUACAGGUUAGCGGAGUUUGUAACCUGAAGCGUUUGUAACCUGAGGCGUUUGUACUUGGUCUUCAUUAGCAGCUAGGUGGAUGGAAAGCUCACAAGGAGGACAUGCUGGAAAUGGCUGUGUCCAUUGUUUGUCAUCAGGUUCCCCUAACUGGAAGCAUAAGCUGUCUUCAAAGACACGAGUUCAAGUUCUUGUUAUUACAGCAUGUAGCCAUCGAUGAACCUAUUAUCCAUAAUUCUAGAUUCAGGUAGGUAGCCGUGUUGGUCUGACACAGUCAAAAUAUUUAUAAAAAGUUUGUCCAGUAGCACCUUAAAGGUAAAGGUAAAGGUACCCCUGCCCGUACGGGCCAGUCGUGUCCGACUCUAGCGUUGUGUGCUCAUCUCACUUAAGAGGCCGGGAGCCAGCGCUGUCCGAAGACACUUCCGGGUCACGUGGGCAGCGUGACGAAGCUGCAGCUGGCGAGCCAGCACCAGCGCAGCACCCGGAAACGCCGUUUAUACCUUCCUGCUAUAAAGCGGUACCUAUUUAUCUACUUGCACUUAGGGGUGCUUUCGAACUGCUAGGUGGGCAGGAGCUGGGACCGAACGGCGGGAGCUCACCCCGCCGCGGGGAUUCGAACCGCCGACCUUACGAUCGGCAAGUCCUAGGUGCUGAGGUUUUACCCACAGCGCCACCCGCGUCCCUUAGUAGCACCUUAGAGACCAAUGAAAUUUGUUCUUGGUAUAAGCUUUCGUGUUCAUGCACACUUCUUCAGAUAGUGUAUCUGUAUCUGAAGAAGUGUAUCUGAAGAAGUGUGGUAGUGUCUUAGGAGGUGCUUUCUGCUUCAUGACUGCUAGACGCAUGUCAAAUGCCUAGUAGCAAUACAUUUUAUUCCAAUAUGUUUUGAGUCCCUGGAAACUAAAAUCUAGCUACUACACUAUAAUUUUAAUGUUAUGAAUGUACAUUGUUAUUUUUAGACACGUUCCUUGCUGGGUGUAUUUGAAGAAGAUGCUGCAGCCAUUUCCAGAUACAUUAGCCAGCUGUAUCAAGCCAUGCACCGAAUUUAUGAUGCACAGGUAGGGUGAUUAUUGCAGAAUGCAUAUGUUAGCUACUCUUGAGUUAGCUCUCCAAAAUAGUGUGUUUUAUGUUUUCUAUAUUCUAUAUGUGUCUUUGGUUCUUUUUUUCUUUCUAUUCUUUCCCUUUCUGUCCAUUACUUCAUACUCCAACUACUAACUGCCUUGUACCGACAUUCCAUGUGAAUAUGUGUCUUUUCCUUGGUUUUUAUUUGCUUAUUUUUUCAGCUGCUGUUCUCCUCCUGGUUAACUUGUUCACCUGCUCUGGAGCACUAUCCAGCUGCUCCUUUCAGAGUUCUGAGGCUGCUCCCAAAGCUAUGAUAACUGCCUUCCUGAACUCCACUCUCCCUCUUCCCUCUCUCCCCACCACCACAGCACAUAUGAGCUCAUGCACGCACACCUAAUUAUUACUAUUUAACUGCCUCCUUUGUGAGUGUAGUUUUUAAUAUAUGUAUACUUCUACAUACCUUGUCGUUCCCCCAGGGAUGCAGAAAGCUUCCUUCUCAUUUGUUGGGUUUUCUUCCAAACUGAUUGGCAGGGGACUAAUCUUGCUGUUAGAGAGAAUGAUACUGCCUUUUGUUUUGAAUGAUGGUCCCUUUUACAUUGACUUAACAGCAAUCUAAGUGUGAUCAUGUAUUGUUGGUUUAACUUAGAAAUGCCUGGUAUCUGCAGCUUCUGGUUCAAAAGUGUGAAAUUUAUGAUAUGACAAAAAAGAUAUAUAUUUUUUUACUUAAUAGCUAAGCACCACCUUACCAUGGUCAAAUAAUCCAUAAUGUUGCACCCAGAGUGGCUCUUUGCAGUUGUGUGGUGUUUUUAUGAAAUCUACAGUAUAUUUUCAUUAUCAGUGCAAAGUAGGAAAUAUUUAUUGUCUUUUUUUUCUUAACCAGAAUGAAUUAAGUGCAGCAACACAUUUGACUUCAAAGCUUCUAAAGGAAUAUGAGAAACAGGUAUGAAUGAACAUAUUUGGGUUAUGUUCUUAGAACUCUACAAUUUUAUGUUACAAUCUGAAGAUUGCUAGCCUCUUAUACUGGGUCAGCUUAUGUUCAUUUAAUGCAGGGCGGGGAAUUGGUGUUCCUUGGUUGUUGUUGGACUCCCACCUUCCAUCAGCCCCAGCCAGUCUGGCCAGUGAAAAUCAGAACUGUAGUUCAGCAACACACAUUCACUACCUCAGCUUUAAAAGUAGCCAGUCAUGUGGGAAUUAAGGAGGUGAAGUGUUUCCUGUUUCUUUAUUUCUGUGCCAGGCAGGGAAAGCUCCAUUUGCUUAAUUUCUUCAUGUCAUGCUUACUGUCAAAAACACAGAACCUGACUAGUAAAGAAACAGCAUCCAAGUUAAAACCACCACGAAUAAGCAGAUUUAACAUUUCAGUUUUAGAACAACAUAGGCAUUCUACUAACAUCAGCUAACUUGUCUUUUUGUCAGGUAUGUUCAUUCAAAAAAGUUCCAUAAAUACAUUUUUUCUUGGCCUAUAAUCAUCCAGGAAUUUCCAUUUUUGAGCAUAUCAGUGCUAUUAGAUACCAGCAUAUUUUACUAAAGCUUUGGAGUGUUGUUCUAAAUCUUUAUAAGAAAAGUAAACGGAGGUUAACUUCUGAGUAAAAUAUAAGUUUUUGUUUUGGUAGCGCUUUCCCUUGGGAGGUGAUGAUGAAGUUAUGAAUUCUACUUUGCAGCAAUUUGCAAAAGUGAUAGAUGAGGUAAGUUUGUAUGUGUGCUGCUGUUCUUUUUUAGACUCACAUUUGUGUAUUUACAAAUCAUAGUGAUGGUUUGCAAUAGUCCAAUUAAUACUGAGCCUUUUAUGUAAAACUGGUGACUCUUCCCCUUUUCUGAUUCUUUCAAUGAAGAGUCUCAGUAGAAUGCCUUAAAUUAGGAAGGGCCUGUUGUGCUUCUAAAGCAACAGAGCAUGUGUGUUUUCUGCAUUUCUUUAAGUUCAUUUAAGAGUAACGUCCUACUUGUUAUUCAUGGUUAGUGCUAUAAUUGUACCAGAGGGCCUUCUUUAGGAUUGGUACCCCAUUGUGCUAAAAGGCGUAGUUCCUGAUAAAUUGAAAGAAGUCAAGUUUAAUAGUUAUGUUCUUUUGGUGACAGCAUUUCAUGGCUGAAGAAAUUGGUGUUUAACUGUUGAAGAGACAGGUGACUGUUAGAGAAAGCUUUUAGCCUAUGUUAAAUGUUACUUUAAUCUCCAGAAUGUAAUUGUCAAUGAGGUAAAGGUAAAGGGACCCCUGACCAUUAGGUCCAGUUGCGGAUGACUCUGGGGUUGUGGCGCUCAUCUUGCUUUACUGGCAGAGGGAGCCAGCGUACAGCUUCCGGGUCAUGUGGCUAGCAUGACUAAGCCGCUUCUGGCGAACCAGAGCAGCGCACGGAAACGCCGUUUACCUUCCCGCCAGAGCAGUACCUAUUUAUCUACUUGCACUUUGACGUGCUUUCAAACUGCUAGGUUGACAGGAGCAGGGACCGAGCAACGGGAGCUCACCCCGUCGCAGGGAUUCGAACCGCCGACCUUCAGAUCGGCAAGCCUCCUUGUGCUUUUUAUCUCCCUAUACUAUAGUUUUGUAGGUGUGAUGAUAUAGUUUGCAUGGCCACCCACAGGCGGCCAUGCCAACUUCAGUGCAACAAGAGAGCAGCAGGCAAACAAAUGAGCAAGUGUGGGCGGGGGGUGGAGAGCCAGCCUAGGUCAGCUGCUGAGGAAGAAGAGAUGCUUAAUGUGUUGGGGGGGAGGGAGCACUUCAGGGAUAAAUUUUCCAAACCACUAUUUGAAGCACGUCUCACCGUUCUUUAAGUGCUGCUCCAGGAAUGUGAGGAUGCUUCAUAGAGUGCUUCAGCAAAUCACUCUUUCAUGCACCCUAUCUCCAUUAAACACAUAACAACCUGUGAGGGAAGAGCUGUUUGAGCAAGAUGUGAAAGAAGCAGGCUGGGAUUUGGUGUGGGAUGAGUGGAGGAGGUGGGGAGUUUGGUCAGGUGUUGGGGAAGGGACAUUGGCCAGGUGUGAGAGAUUGGUGGGGUUGAGGAGGGGGAAAUAAUUAGAUCCUUGAUCUGUACAAAAUUCAUAAGGCAGUCCCUGUCCAAAUGACCCUGCUACCUAACUUACACAAAUACCAUGAAUAAACACUUUGACGUUUUUACAAUCAAUUUACAACCAAAUUUUAGGAAACAAAUAAAUAAACUAAAACCUGUUGAAGGUCGAAAGACUAGGACAGACUUUAUGAAGGAAAUGAGUUGUAAGGACCACCCUGUGCAUAUCUGUUCAGAGAGUUCAGUGACACUUGCUUCCAGAUAAGGAUGUGCAAACUGGGGUGGCUGUACGUAACUUUAAUUGGCAUUACUAGAAUGUCGAAGUGCUUAAUUUUGGCUGGAUUGUGCCCCCUUUGUCUGUUUUUAAUGAAGACUUGUAAGUUACCUUUAGUUGAAACUUGAUGUUUGCAUUAGUUGACGUAUUUGUGAAACAGGAGAAAUCUCUAUCUGCAGAUAAAAUUGUGUACCUUUGUGGUUUUCCCCUCUCCUUAGCUCAGUUCUUGUCAUGCAGUACUAUCAACUCAAUUAGCUGAUGCCAUGAUGUUUCCCAUUACCCAGUUCAAGGAAAGAGAUCUAAAAGGUACGGUAGUUACUGUCACAAAUGAUGUAGAGAAGUUGAUCAUGCUUCAGUUCACAUAAUUUGAAUUUAUAACAUACUCUGGUUUCAGUAAACAGAACUCCAGUAUUAUAUUUUAGAUACUUUGAAAAUUAUUAUUCAUUGCAGUUUUUUGGUCUUCAGAGUCACUUUUGAGUGGAAAAGUAGGCUAAUUGAAAAAAGAAAAUAGGCAGUAGUCAAUGCCUAUUAGACAUUUAGAAAUAUAAGGCUGAACCCUUAUGCACAUUUACUUGGAUCUUUUUUCAGAAAUAGAGUUGCAAAAUUGGUUUUCUGUACUGAAUGUUCAGUUGUCCAAUUAUAAAACCCUAAAUCAAGUCUUUUUCUAUAUUUUAUAGUACAAUUAGCAAAACUGCUUUGAUAUUAUGUGCUUCCUUAAAUAAAAUGCAUUCAUUUCAGAGAUUCUGACUUUGAAAGAAGUUUUUCAGAUCUCAAGCAAUGGUAAGUAUACCUUAAAUGUUAAUUCUCUGGCACUUCUUUAAUGUUAUGACGUAUGGCUGAACUCUUGAAAAUAGUGAGGCUUUACAGAUGUUGUGCAGAGCUUUGAGAGAAGUGAAGCAUUAACAUAGACUCCAUUUCUAGCUUCAGUGGGUUUUUUUUGCUAAUUUGUUGGCUGAAGUAGGUAUCCUUUAAUUUGAAAGUUUGAAGACAUAGUUAUUUUAAACACAGUGGAUGGGAGGAAACUCUUUACAGGUUGGUAAGCCCUUGGCAUUCAAUUUGCUAGCAAACUCUUACCAUAAUAAUAUCUCAAAAACUAUUAAAAUACUUCCAGAAUAACUAAACGCAUGGGGGAAAUCUUAGUAGCUAUUGUGUAUUAAAAUAUCCUACUAUGGCAUUUCAUAAUUUAAACAAUUCUGUUGUGGGUAGUGAACCAUAGCUUCUAUGAAGAGAAGCUUAUUUUAUCCUUAAAUUAAGCACUUACAGUGUUAUAGAAUUGUAGAGUUGGAAGGGACCCUGAGGGUCCCUUAAACUUAAAUUGUUUUGUAGCUGCUACUCAAAUGCAGUGUAAACUUCAUUUUGCAGAUCAUGAUACUGCCAUCACCAGAUAUAGUCGACUGUCAAAAAAGAGAGAAAAUGAGAAGGUUUGAGAAAUUUUCAAUACAGCACUUAGAUUUCAUGUUAUAGAAUGGCUACAAAAUCUGGUAAUUCUUAAAUGAUGCACAUGCUUAAUUAUAUUAACUGUUACACACCUCCAGCAGUUCAGACAGUCUUGCAUAGAAAAUAUAUAUUGUUCCAUUGUAAAUGUGUCAUGUGGAAUUUUUCUUUGAAAAUACAUAUUUCAAUACAGCAGAAUGGGGAGAAGGCAUUAGUUCUUUUUUAAAAACAUGAGGUGUUUAUAUUUUAAAUCUCCAGAGCUUAAUGCCUGUUAACUACAACCUGGUCAUGAAUAAGGAGGCUGAUUUGCUGUGGCAGAGAUCUGGUUGGGUGGACCAACUCCAAAUUACCCUCUCCUGGGUAAUUUGGAGCAGCACCAGCAUAGAUUGAAAGGUAGAGGAAGGGGGUGUUGCAUCUAUCAAAAUGUCAUCUCUUUUACAGGAAGCUAGUGUGCUUGAGUGCUAAAUUUGAGGGUUGGAAUUUAGUGCUGGACCAAAGAGACAAAAAAGGCAUCCUCUAAGUAUACCACCCACCCUACUAUCCAAUUGUUUCCUGUCAAAGCUGGCUGAGGUGGUCUCAAAGGUGGUGUUGGAGAAUCCACAGACGGUUGUACUGAGGACUUCAGCAUCCACACUGAGGUUGUCUUCUUAGGUCCAGCUCAGGAAUUCAUGGCCUCCAUGACAACCAUGGGGCUAUGUCAUAAGAGCAGCCUGCUGGAUCAGGCCAGUGGUCCAUCUAGUCCAGCAUCCUGUUCAGGGAAGCUUUUAAUGUUUGAUGGGUUACUGUAUUUUAGUAUUUUGUUGGAAGCCGCCCAGAGUGGCUGAGGAAGCCCAGCCAAAUGGGCGGGGUAUUAUUAUAUUCAUACAGUGGCCCAAUUGCUAGUGAUCGUUGAUCUGGGCUUUGCCACACAGUGGACCUAUCUGGUUCUGUGAUUGGGGUGGUUGUCCUUAAUACUUUCUCAUGGAUGGUCUGUUUCCUAGUAUAGUUUUACUUGACACCCAAUUCCCCUCCAUAGGUAUGAGGGGACUGAUUACAGUGGUGCCAAGCAAAACGAAAUUAAUUCGUUCCAUGAGUUUUUUCGUCUUGCGUUUUUUUUCGUCUUGCGAAGCACGGUGUCGGGAAAGUUUUGGAAAAGCUUCAAAAGUCUUCAAAAACUUCAAAAAAGGGGGGUGCUUGGGAGGGAGGGAGAGGCGGGCGCGGGGCGUGGGGGGAGGCAGGGCAGAGGGUGCUGCCUGAGCCCCGGGAUCAGGUCGGCUCGCCUUGCUCCGACCCUUUGCACUACAGUCGGCGCCGUCUUGCUGCUGCUGCUGCUGUCGCCGCGGUAGUCAAAACUCCUACUGGCCUAAAAGUUGUCUCGUGCAAAAUCCCUUCUGCAGCAGCAGCAGCCCGAAAGAAAGCGAGAGCGCCAGCCAGCCAGCCGCCCGCCACGGGCAGGAGGGAGGGAGGGAGCGUCGGCGACGGUGGAUGCCUAUUGCCCCUGUUGCUGCUGCAGCCGGCCAGCCAGCCAGAAGCGCGCGAGCGGAGAGGGGUGCAUCCAGCCCGUUGGAGAGGAGCGUGGGGGCGCGUCCCCGGUGGCUCCCGAGCUGACCUUGCCUGGCCCGGCGCCUUCCACGCUGCCAAAGGGCGACUCACCUGCUGCCUGCGCUGCGCCGGGACUAACUCGAGCGGGGCGAGGAGAACACACACUCGCGCGCACACACACUGAGAGGCAAACUUGCCGCAGCCGUAGACGUCGCGGGGUUGGAAAGCGCGCGGGCAGGCGCUCUUGUCACCGCCGGGGCGCUGGGGGGGGGGGAGAAGGAAGGAGCCCCGUCCGAAGAGCGCCGGAGCCUGGCCUCCCUAACUGGGAGUUGUGGGGAGGGAAGUGUGCUCGCCUUGCUAUUUUUCGCCGAAACAAAGCUCCCUCUCCCUCAGAACCCGCCUUCACGCGUUCUUGCCCCUACGGAGACGCACACCGCGUGCUUUGAGUUGCUCCUCGAAGUCAAGUCGCAACUGUAUUAACGGUUUUAAGAAAAAGGAAACAAACUUGCAAGAGGUUUCCGUCUUGCGAAGCAAGCCCAUAGGGAAAAUCGUCUUGCGAAGCAACUCAGAAAUGGAAAACCCUUUCGUCUUGCGAGUUUUCCGUCUUGCGAGGCAUUCGUCUUGCGAGGCACCACUGUAGUAUGAUCUACCCCUAGAGGCUUAUGAAAUCUAAUGAGUUCCUGAAUUCACUGGGGGAUUUUCUGUUUAACAUGUCUGAUGCUCCUGCUGAGGCCCUGGUCUUGCUGUGGAAUGGUGAGGUGGAGAGGAGAGGCAGUUGGCAGGAUUGCUCUUAAACACCUCACACUCCAGAGCCUAAAUUGUGCCUUGGUUUUCUACUGAGCUUUUGAUGUUGAAGUAGAUCAGAAGAGAGCUGGUGCAUAUGUUCUGUAGUGCAGCCUAUCUAACACUAUACGCUGCCAGGCCUAGUUUAAGGUGCUGAUGUUAACAUACAAAGCUCUGCACAACUUGGCUCCUAUGUACUUGAUGCAACAUCUUUACCCAUAUCAGUCAGCCUGGGCUCUGAGAUUGGCUGAAGGAGCCCUUCUUGUCUCAUUGGCGAGUGUUGCUUGCUGUAUGUGGAGGUUACACUGGGCCUUCUUGGUGGUUGUUCCUGACUCUGGGGACUAGUUCUCCCUUGAGGCACAGGUGGCCACAUCCUUGAUGGGCUACUUAGAACGUUCUUGUUCUCCAAGGUUUUGGAAGGAUUUGGUUAAGCUUGCUUUGGGAUUGGCUUUAUUGCUCUGAUGAUCUUAAUUUAUUAUUUUAAUUGUUUUAUGGUUUGUGUAACUUUAGUUAUAUAGGACAGUGUUUGUGAACAUAACAUGUUAAUAAUAAAAUAAAAAAGAGUUGUUACUUAAUAAAUGUCAUGUAAAACGAUUAUUUCAUUGGCACAAUACACUGCCUUGAGUCAGAAAUUCUGUUUCUCCUCAGGUCAAGUAUGAGGUUACAGAAGAUGUAUAUACUUCCCGGAAGAAGCAACAUCAGACCAUGAUGCAUUAUUUCUGUGCAUUAAAUACUCUGCAGUAUAAGAAGAAAAUUGCUAUGUUGGAACCCUUGUUAGGAUACAUGCAAGCUCAGGUGAAUGUCUGUGAAAUGAGAUGUGUACAUAAAAUUAUUUUGGUUAAAUAAUAAGUGUACUUGGGAUUUACGUCUAGGCGUGCUAGUGUUAUAGGAGUGUUUUUGAUGCUUAAAACAAUUUAAAAAUAUUAAAACCUCAAAAAUAAAUAUGCCAGUUGCAUGAAAAUUCAGUACAUGAGGAAAUAGGACUGCCUUGUGCUACCAUUUGCAUUUAGUAUCGACAGAACAAGUCCUUGAGUGUGACGGGUGAGGUGUGGGGAGACUCCCAACAUGCAGAUAAAUUGUGGAGACUGAAUCUGUCUAAGCUUUUUGAGGAGAUAAAGGCAUAUAUAAGCAGAAGUUAGAAAACUGUACAGUCUGUAUAGUUCUUCCUCCUUGUAAUUAGUGGGGAUUAUUCUUUUAGUUAGGAGAAAUUGUGAAUACAGUCUCUUAUAGGGGUUGUGUUUUUCUCGGUUUUCUCUUUACUUAAUCAUAUAGUGUGACUGAUUAUCCUGCUCUGCGUCUGUAGCUAUAUUUUUGUUUCUUUAAAAAUAGAAUCUUAAUUUCCAUUAUACACACCUAAAUAUUAAUUGUUAAAUGAUUUGAUUCUCCUUUCUAAAAGAUAAGCUUCUUUAAGAUGGGCUCAGAAAAUCUUUCUGAACAACUGGAAGAAUUUUUAACAAAUAUUGGGACAAGUGUUCAGGAGUAAGUUAACUUUUUUCUUUUAAAAUGAAUGGUUUAACGUCUUUUUCUUUUUAAAAAAAUACUUAUUACAGUUAAGCUAAAGCAUUUGCCCAAUUUGUUUAGUGUUCGUAGGGAAAUGGACCAUGACGUAGAGACUAUGCAGCAGACUAUAGGAGACUUGGAGGCAGCCAGUGACCCAUUGUACCUGCCAGAUCCUGAUCCUACAAAAUUUCCUGUCCAGCGGCACCUUACUCGGAAAGCUGGUUAUCUUAAUGCAAGAAAGUAAGAAUCAAUUUCCUCUGUCUUUGUAUGAAUUGCAGCAGCCUAAGCUAGUUUGUAGGACCUGAAUUAUUGCUAUGUGCAUUUAAAAAUAGGAGUAUUUCGUAUGUCUUCCAAAUAUUUGAAAUGGUUUAAGUUUCUAAUCUUUCCCCUAACACUGUGUUGAAUAAACUAUUUUGAAAUGACAUACUUACAUUUCAUGGCAAGUGAUGUAGAAAAUUUAAUAGAAGAAUUUGCAAAAAGAACUUUUGAAAUCAAAGUAUUUUUAAAGAACUAUGCUAGAAUGCCAGUAAUGCUUAGAUUACAAAGUUGAAAUGCAAUGCGUAUGCUUUUGUCUUAAUGUGGUAGAGACUUUUUAUGUUCUUUAUUUGCAGUUUUAUAAGCAGCUUCACAGCCAAAAGGUAUUAAAGCAGUGUACAAUAAGAUAAGAUACAAAAGAUUACAGAACUGGAAAACUGAACACCAAUAAAAUCAUUUAUUAUACUUAAUUCAUUAAUAUUCCAUAACAUGACUGGGCCACAGUUCAGGGAAAGCAUUCUUGAACAAAAUAUUUUAAUAGUGCCCUAAAUACCGAGAUGCUAGUGCUUAUCUAAUUUCAGGUAGCUUAUUGCAGAGGGCUGGAGCUGCAACACUAGAAGCCUGGUUUCUAGUACUUACUAAGUGCAUCUCUGAAGCAUGUGGCACACGCAUCAGUGCCCCAUUAAAGGAGUACAGUUGCUGGGCAGGGAAAUAUGGAGUCAGCCAGUCUCCUUGGGACCUGGUCCCAAGUUGAGAACUUUAAAUGCUAAAAGCAAAACCUUGAAUCAACAACCUACCUGCUUCUUACUGUAUCAGCUGCAGCUUCCAGACUAAGCCCAAGGGAACCCCUACAUAGAGUGUAUUGCAUUGUAAUAAUCCAGCACUGAGGCUACCAGUGCCAGAACCACAGUGGCACAGCUAUAUCAGUCCAGGAAUGACCAAAACUGUCUUAUCAACCAGAGCUGAUAAAAGGCACUUGACUGACAAAAUAGCUGCCAUGCACACUCUUGUUAGAUUGGGAAGUGAUGAUAUGAACUUUACACCAGGCCUUGGAUUUGUGAAAGCUCUUCUGUGUGGAGAUGCCUGCCUAUGCUCGCCUCCAGCUAGUAAAAUAUUAAGUUAACCUCUUUUCUUAAUUUUCAGUAAAACGGGGCUGGUGUCUUCCAGCUGGGACAGACAAUUUUACUUCACUCAGGGUGGAAACCUAAUGAGUCAGGCAAGAGGUGAUGUAGCUGGAGGACUUGUUAUGGAUAUAGACAACUGUUCAGUAAUGGCUGUGGAUUGUGAAGACCGAAGAUACUGCUUUCAGAUAACCUCGUUUGAUGGCAAAAAGUUUGUAUUUUGUUUCUUUUGUUUUAACUAAUGUAGCUGUUAGAGAGAAAAUUGAAAGCACUUUGGGUUUUUUGGGGGGGGGAAUUAUUAAAGAGAGAAUGUGUGGGUAGAAGGGAGGGAGGCUUCAUAUUUUGUCCAUCAGAUUGGAGAAAAUGGCAGGCGUGUAAAACUUCUAGUAAAAUCCAAAUUGUUGAUACUAAAUCAGAUCAGUUGAUCAGGACUUGAUAUCAUUCUGUGUGCUGAAAUUUUAAGUAAAUUUUGUAGUCCAAAAAAAUGAGAGGAUGUGCUGUAUUCAAGCUUUACUUGGAGUAGGCUCAUUAAAACAAAUGUUUAUAUUGGGUAUAUUACCAUUUUAGAUUCUUAGUUAAAAUUAUUUUGGUUUAUCUAGCCCUAGAUUAUUUUCUACUGAACUCUUCAUUAUCUGCUGCUUGCCUGCCUGCCACCUCUGUUCUUUUACUGAGAGGACAGUAUUGCACAACCCCAGGCAGGGCCAAAUUCUUGUUAUAACAGACACCUCAAGAUUGCUGACUUUUACCACUCUUGUAUCAGUGAGUGGCUGUCUCAGUUGCUUAGCUCAUGGACGCAGCUGGAUAUGUGCUUUUCACCCCUGGGACUUGGUAAGCCCCAUGGCACAUAGAUAAACUUUCCAAAUGUGAAAAAUACACCUGGAGUGUAUUUUAUCUGGAGUGUUUUAUCUAUAGUUUAGAAAGCAGCAAAGUGUCAAGCCUAUAUUUAGUAAAGAAAUACACUGCCUAAAUAGUAUCAAAAUUCCUUAUAUUAUAUUAUAUUAUAUUAUAUUAUAUUAUAUUAUAAUUUCCCUUGAGAAAUACAUUUAAAUCUGUUCAUUUUUACUUACUUUUCUGCCAGGUCUUCAAUUCUUCAGGCAGAGAGCAGAAAAGAUUAUGAAGAGGUAAGCUGCUGCACAAGAAUGAGUGCUAAAAUUACAGAUUGUCUUGUGGCGCUUCAAAGACUUAAAAGAUGAGCAUCUGACAAAGUUGACUGUACACUGUGAAACACCACCACAGUAAAACCAAUUCAGCGCACCUUAUUAAAGCAGAUAAAAAGAUGGCAUCAUCAAAAGUACCCAGAGAGUCAUAACUGGAAUUCUCACUUCCAGAACCAACCAAAUUCCAAGUAAUUCAAGAAAAGCUUGCACAAUGAGAUUAAUUCUUCACCUUAUUAUUAGACUUAUUCUGUGUACCAUUAUGAACAACUGAAAUGAGUAUUGUCAGUAGGUCAUUGUAAGGAAUUCUUUGUACUUUUGACCAGGUAUGAACAGCUUGCUCAAUAAUUUUUAUUUUAAAAACAGCAUUAUCUGGAAUCUCUAUACUGUUGGUUUCCUGCGACUUUCCACUGUUGCCCCCAUGUGAUCAGAUGAAUCACAUAUUUAAUCUCCCUGAAAAAUUAGCUGCUUCAGAAGUUAAAUAUGAACAUGUAGAGGAAACAAAUUAUAUGGAGAAAAUGGAGUGGAAAAUGUGGAAGAAGAUUUUGCACUAUUUUAAACUUAGUUGCACCUAUUGGCUUUCUUUUUCAGUGGAUAUGUACAAUAAACAACAUCUCCAAACAGAUCUAUCUAAGUGAAAACCCAGAGGUAAUGUGAUUUAUUUCUUCUAAUGUCAGAGUAAAUUUUAUUUAUAAACAUAAAUGAAAAGUUAAAUUUGUGUUUUAAUGAAAUUUCCUAAUCUAGUCUGUGCCGGGAAAUUAAGAGGAGUGUUUUAUAAAUUAGUUGUCGUAUGGAGUAUGAAACUUCAGGUUUAAACCUACAUUUACGAUUUAAAACAACUUACACUGCUCUCCUAAGCAUACUAUGAUUUAGAGCUACUUGCUUGUUUUUGUUUUCCAUUUGUUCAGCUUUUCUGUUUCAGUGUUGUAGCUGCCUCAGAGACACAACUAUAGCUGUAACUUCAAUUUGUCAGUUCAUUCAUUGUGCAAGCCUAGACGCUUCUUCACCAUGAUUUGGAAUAAAGUCUGAAGCUAUAAGUAAACGAAUCCUUGACAUACCAAAGGCUUGCAUGGCAAAAAUGAGUUACUAAAAUUUACCUAUAAUUUUGCACUUGUGUCUUUAGAAAAUGAUACAAAUUGUAUUGUGCAGUAAUUGGAUGGAGAGGGGAAAGUUUCAUGGAGUUUCUCCUUCUCAGCCAUAAUGAAGUCAAAUGUAAUGCUUUGAACUGGAGAGAAUGAAUGGAAUUUGUUAGAGUACUGAUAAUGAGACAGCCUCAAUUAUUCAAGAUUUUACUUGCUCCAUUUUAAAUAUUUUAUACUUUUCCAAGCCAAUAAAUUAAUAAGAUUGGAAGAAACGAAACGCUAUACAGUCUCCCCACCACCACUUACACAUAGUUGACUCGUGUGUGACCAUGCAGCGCUGGCAAAUAAAUAAAUAAUUUAAUUCAAACCUGGAAAUGGUGGGAGAGAGCUGGAGAGUCUUUGUGCCUUGCAAGGAGACUCUCCCCGGAGCCCAAAGAGGAUGCCAGUGAGGAAGCCCCAAAGAGACUGGAGGCACAGUGGGGGCUUUGUUUAAGCUGCUCAGCCUCCCCAACUAACAGCGGAUGUGUGCAGUAGUGCAGCAGCAGCAGCAGCAGCCACUUUUUUGCGCAUCCUCCAGGUUCCAGCCGGUCUCAGUGUUGGAAACAGUAUUGUUGGUGUGGACUGGAGAAAAAGUGGCAGAGAGGGCAUUUAGAGGGUGCUCCCCACUUAAUGCAAUUUUCGCUUAUUCACACAGCAGCUUGGAACAUAACACCUGUAUAAGUAGGGAGGGGGGUGCCUGUAUCUAUCAGCUUCAUCAUCAGUAUGUGAUAAAUACACCUCUGCUAUCAUUUAGAUGUUUAUAAAUUGCAUUUUCACUAUAAAGAUCACUCUGUAUUUGGGAAAGAAAUAUGCAAAGCAGCUCUGAGAUGUGAAUUCUUUUCUUGUACAGUAAGGCUCUUUAUUCUAGAAAUAUGCCAUUUGCACCCUUAUGUGUCUACUGCAUUUGCCAAAAUGCUUACAAUGGAGCAGGGUAAAGAUUUAAACAUAAUUAUUUAUAAAAAUGAUUUUUGAGAGGGUAAAAUACAGUUGGCACACAGCUUCUAUAUGACUGUCAGUGAGAAGUGUAUAUUCAAAUUUAACUGAAAGGAAACUCCUUUUUUUGUCGCCCUCCCUGCAAACAUAGGAAAUUGCUGCACGUGUAAAUCAGUCGGCUUUAGAAGCUGUUACCCCCUCUCCUUCCUUCCAGCAGAGACAUGAGAGCAUGAGACCAGCUGUGUAAGUUGUAAAACAGCAGACUGUUUAAAGAUUAUGUUCAGUCAAACCUGGUUAUUUCUCCAGGAGCCAGUGAAGUUUGGUUAUUUGGGGUUGUUUUAAAAUAUCACUGAAGGUUACUUAAAGCUUGCAAUGAUUUGCCAUGCAUUUCCUCUCAAAGUUAGCUUUGUAAAAACAUUUCAUUGAUGGUCUCUUAUUGCAGAAGUGGCUCCCAUUGGUUUAGGGAGAGCUUGUUGAUAAUCUAAAUUCUUUGAUUUGUCUGAGUAUCAAUUUGGAUUUGUGAAGUUUGUUGGCUCUUUCUAAAACUGUCCUGUUUGGGAUGUUCUUCUCCUUCUGCUUUGUAUUUCUCUUUUAGCAAGUCUGGAAGUUAGGCUAAGACAGAGUGUCAAGUAAUUUUCCAUGCAAGCUGUAUCUAACAAUUUAGUCAUUUCACUAUUGCUUCUUUGCUCAUAGGGUUUGAUGCUUCCAAUUGCCCUAUUAUGUGUUUCUGAUGUAUUAGUAGGUACUAUUUGGGAGAAUGGUAUGUGGGAUAACUCUCAUAAUAUUGAGUUCCAGCUGCAGUUAAUAUUUAAUUUCUUAAAAAAGCAAGCUUGGGCACUAAUUCUUAAGUUACAGAGAUAUUGCAGAGAACAAUAGGAAUGGGAACAUUUGGAGAGAAGUAUAAAGUUCCUUGUCUUUAAGCAGAGCUAAUGGAAGGGAGCUGCAGUCCUGUCUUUAUACUUCUCUUACAGCUUGAUGGAAUGGAUGCUGUAGGUAUGUCACUUUAAUAGCCUGUUUGACCUGGACAUGAUCUGAGGAAUUAUCACAUUAUCUUAUUUAGGCCCUUGCUUAUUAUUCUUCAUGACCAUUCUGUUAAAGUUUCUGAAUUGAUGGUGAGGGUAACUGUUAGAUAGGCUUUGAGCUGUCUUCAGACAUCGUUGGACACCCAGUUCCCAUCAGCCUUAGAUCAGUCUUAGCCAGCAUGGCCUAUGGGCAGAGAUGAAGGGAAUUAUAGUCCAGCAUCUGGAGGGCACUGCAUUGGCAAUCCUGAUUUAGGGUGUUUCCGUGAUCCUGAGUUUCAGGUGGUUUAUUUAAAACCAUUAUACUGACUUGAAGUGGGAUGACUGGCAGGUAGUUUCAGAUUGGUAAGUGGGAAGGAAGUAAGUGAUUAUUGAUGAUGACAAUGAUGAUGACUAGGGAUUUCCUCAGAAUCCACUGAAACAUAAAAUAUUGUAUAGCUUGAGACAAUUCCUUCUGUUCUUGUUUUUUUUAGACAGGCUCGUCCUCCCACGACUCGUACUAGCAGCACUGGGUCUUUGGGAUCUGAUUCAGCAUCUCUAUCAGCUCUUUCCUUGGACUCUCUUGUUGCACCUGAUACUCCUAUACAAUUUGACAUUAUUUCUCCAGUAAGCGAAGAUCAACCUGGCCAAGCAAAAUCCUCAGGGCAGGCAGGCAGGUAAGAUAAGAGCAACAAAAGAUGUACAAGUGCCAAAACACAACUGAAGCACAUGCUGCUGAUUUAAAAUAUAUAAUGCCUUCCACUGAUGUAUCUGAGCCUAUGUAGACUAAUGCUCACAAUUCUUUACAGUAUUUGAUAAUUUAUGUGCCACUCAAAAGUGAUUUACAGAAGAUAAAAUACAUAUUACAGCAAUUUAAAAUGGGGAAACCAAAUUGCAGACAAUAAGGGAGACGUGUCCAGUGUGGGACAGCUUGCUGUCUCCCACCAUGGCUGUAUGCUUUCAGUCUACCAUCAGCUACUUUCAUCAGCUUUAACUUUGUUUAGUCCUGAAUAGGGCUUGCUUUUAAUUAAGUUUUAAGUUUAAGGGCUUGAAGCAAAUAUCAAAUCUUUGGUUAAGAGUGAAACCAGAAUAGCAUGCAGCCACUAUUAAGGUGUAUGCUGACAUGGCCAUUACCUGUUUAGAACUCUGUGAGGAAUGCAUGCAGGUAAGGGCAGGGGGCUGGCUUCUGAAAGUGUCUGGUUCCACAGCCUCUGGCUCAGUCCUUUAAGGGCUAGGAUUGCCAGAUCUGCAAGGGGCCCCCCAUGUAAGAGAAGAGCUGCAAAAUCAAAAUAAUGCACAAAUUGAAAAGCGUGUGCUUGAACCUCUAUGUGCAAUGUCUUAAUUCUUGCAGCAGACUUCUUUCAUCCUUCUGAGGAAACUUUAAGCUGUUUGGUUUUUUUUUAAAAAAAAAACCACACCCCAAAAAUCAUGUUUUCCUUUCCUACUGCUUGCUUGCCCCAGCACUUUGGGCAUUUCCUCUUGGAAACUCAAGAGAAAUGUGGUAGCCCUGCCUCCAGGUGGUGAUGGCAGACUGAUGACUGUCAUUCUAAGCUUAAAAAGGUUAGUGAAAAUUAUCUAGGCUUCUAGGGUCACAUCUCCUAGGAAGAUAAAUUUUGACAGUUUUUAAAGAUACGUUUUUCUUACCUAUCCCCAAUAAUUUUAUUUUAAAUAUGAAUAUGUUAAGAUUUGCUUUUUAUCAGUUAAGUAACUUAUGCUUUUACAUAUAUGAAAAACGAAGCAGCAGUCAGUACCUACAGUAAAUCUACAAGGCUCCAAUAAAUGCAGUUUUGUAACAUGAAGACUAGUCUUAAUGGAGAAUGAGGAAAGUGAUAGAGAAGCUUUAAAGCUAAAACAGGAACAGGCAGUAUCUGACUCAAUAUACUGCAUGUCUUUGUCUUAUGGCUCUGCAAAUGUGCUAGGACUCUUUUACUCUGUACAGAAAUUACAGCAUGAGGAGAACCACUGCUUUCUACUUUAUGUGGUGCCUUAGGCACCCUCGUGAUAGAUAAUGGGACAGCCAGGUGCUGACUGAGACAGUUAUGACUUGGAUUGAUGCAUGGGAUUUUUGUGUAAAGGAAUGAGUGAAUUUCAGUUACCACUAAGAAAAGUUCAAAACAGGUAGAGAAUUGACUCAAAGAGAACUGUUGGCAGAAGAAGUGUGAGUUCAUAUUUAAUACUUGAAAUAAAAUGAUACAAAGUUCCCAAGAACUCAUUUGAACACCACUACCAAGGUGCAAUGACAGUAAUGAAGCUCAGUUUCUUGAGCUUUGGUCUGAUGGAGACACAAGCUAUUUUUGGUGAAAAGUCGAGAGCUGAGUGAUCAUUGCUAAACUGACUGAAUUUCUUAAACUAUGCUGAAAAUGUCUCAGACUUCAAUUAGUUCUGACCCCAAAGCUGAAGGUCAGUAUUCCGAUACAUUUAGUUGUGUUGAGCAGAUGCAUUCUGGUUGUAAUUCUGAAUGGCACUUGGAAACUCCAGUCAGAAAAUUCAGUCUAGUAGUUCCUAUCCAUGAAAAGACAGCAGUUUUAAAAGUUUCCUGAGAAACUGCUAUAAAUAAAUUGGCAUCACAAUUUAACUGAGAUAACCAAUAAUUUGCUGCUUAUUUGUUUAAGGGGCUUCUGUUUAAAAUUAACAUAGCGAAAGUUGCUCUUUUUCUCUUUUUUUCUACUAUUGUGAAAACAUAAGCUCUGAAUGUAUUAUGCAAUUGGGUGGUAUUCAGCUAAGUUUUACUUAGAAUAGACCCACUGAAAUUAAUGAAUAUGACUAAGUUGGGCCUAUUAAUUUCAGUAAAUUUAAUCUGAGUAAAACUUAGUUCAAUACCACCCACUAUAUUCAAAAGUAUUAUUAACAAAAUAAGACCCAAUUUUUAAGUUUUGUUAAAGUUUUCAUAUGCCUGUGAUACACACUAGAAGCCUAGAGAAUUUUCACAAGUAUAAUUCUACAAUUAAUGAUACGUCUGCUGAUAGUCAUGUGUAGCCCAUGUUUCUUUUAACACUAAAUCCAAUUAAUGCUUUCAGAAAGCUGUAUUUUAAAUGGUAGUUGUUUAUAACCGAAUAGUAUAACAAAUAAAUGGGAUGGUAUGCAUUCUUGACUGGAGAAGAUGGCUUUUUGCUCUGUUUGCAACUUGCAAUCUUGCAUUGUAUUUUUCAAGUGAAAGAAAAUUAGCUAACUUAUCAGACUAGAAUUGAGGUACAUAAAAGUUUCUCAUGGGUUGCUUUUGAUCUUCUAGCUAAAACAUUGGGAUGGUACUCCAAGCUACUGAUCUUUUCACUUGAUUUUUACUGAAGUGCAGCAGUUCUUCAGUAGAAUAGAUCUUCAAAAAUUUUGUGUUGUGAAACCCAUUGCUGCAUGUAUCAUCACAUAAUCUUAAAAUCUUGAUCUUUGCUUUGCUAUAAUACAGAAUUAGAUUAUUGGGAUUCAGUGUGCAAGAAUCACUUUAUUAUUAUUUAUUAUUAACAGACGAACAAAUCCAUUUGGAGAAUCUGGAGGAACCAAAUCAGAAACAGAAGGUAGAGCAAAACUGUACUUAAAUUGAAGAUGUAUUUAAUUAUAAUCUCUGUAGCCCCCUCCUCCUUCUUCUAAACGUGUUGAUGAAAAGUGUUGGCAAACACUUUUGCAGUUGAGCCUGAACAGAAUUAAACAGUUCCUAGUUGGAGUUUUAAUAAUUUUCAUAGCUAAUGCCUCCUAGUAGGGAAGUGGGGUAGGCUUUGAGACUAGAAAUUCCUGUCUUUCUCCCAGUGUUCCUGUCCAUUUCACACCUUGUUCAUCCUGAGGAGAAAAUAACUGAAAACUGGCCAUCCUGUUUGCUUGACAAAAGGGUGAAAGACUUUUGAUGGUGAGCGAUUAACUGAACCAUCUCUUUGUCUGCCUCCUGUACCAUUAGCUUGAAGGCAUCCAUUCAGGAGUUUGGAUAGACUUUGCUAGCAGCUUGAUUUGCAAGGUAUGAAGUAUUUCCUGAGAUGAGGCCAGCAUCAGGCUUGUACCCAAGGUCAAGCAAGGUUCAAGAUGGAGAAUCUCAUGUCGUGUUUAACCUAUGUCAAUCUUGUACUUAUGCCAUGAUCUACAGAGAUAAACAAUAUAUUAAGUUCAGAUUUGCAUACUCCUGUCUUCAUCUCCAAAGGCAAGGAAGCACAGCUUUCAUUUGACAGCACCUUUUCUUGUCCUUAGAUUGGGGAACGCUUAAAUUUGCUAUAUCCUUUUAAAGUAAUUGAAAUUGAAUUAAAUGUAUGAAAAUUGGGGCAGUGUAUUGUUAUUCUGUUAGGCCAAGGCCACCGGUUUUCUAGAAAGCCCAGACGUUGUUCAUAUCAUUUUGUUUAAUAUGUGCUUGCUCCAGAUUCUAUCCUACAUCAGUUAUUUAUUGUAAGAUUCCUUGGAUCCAUGGAGGUGAAGUCGGAUGAAAGUCCUGAUGUUGUUUAUGAAACAAUGCGCCAAAUACUAGCAGCUCGAGCUAUACACAACAUUUUCAGAAUGACAGAAUCACAUUUGUUGGUCACAUGUGAUUGUUUAAAGUAAGUAUUCUCAUUCCAAACCAGCACAUUUGUCAGUGUUUAAUUACAGUUCUCUUUUUCUUUGUAUCAUAACUUAUAGUUUCUUAAAUUAACACUUUUAGGUUAAUUGACCCUCAGACGCAAGUUACAAGACUCAGGGUGAGUUGCUAAAAUCAAAGCAGUUAUAGAAACAUGCUUCAUGAUACAUCAGUACACUGUCUGUUUUCUGUCAAUUAUAAGUUGCACCCAAGCUUACUUUCCAUUUACUAUGUGUACUUUUACCACAACUUAACAGGUUCAGGUUCCACAUAUUUAUCAUAUAACAUCCAUUCAGUAGUAUCACAUUUACACCAGCAUUUGUAACUUGUAACACUUUUAAGUUAUAACAGCAGCCUCCAGAUGUUGCUGAACUACAACUGCCAUCUGGCCCAGCAACUAACAUUAAAUAUGUUUAUCUGGUAUUCAAUGAGCUUUAAAGUUCUCUCAUUUUUUUCUUAACAGUUUCCGUUGCCAAAUGUAGUUCUGUAUGCCACACACCAGGAAAACAAACGGCUUUUUGGAUUUGUGCUUCGGACUUCAGCAGGGAGAGCAGACAGUAGACCAACUUCAGUCUGCUAUAUAUUCGAAUCAAAUAAUGAAGGGGAAAAGGUAUUUAUCAUGCUCCAGCUAAAGUUCUCCAAUAUGCUGAACUAUUCUUUACUUGCAGCAAUGUGAUUUAAUUAUAUUUAAAGAUGGUCACAGUUGAUCAUGUUUACUGACUGUGUGUUCCUUUUCCCCCUCCCAUUUAGAUUUGUGACUCUGUGGGUCUUGCAAAACAGAUUGCAUUUCAUGCUGAAUUGGUAAGACUUUCAUUUGAUGUAAAAUAUGUAUGCAUUCUGUUGGCACCGCAGAAUUAAUGAGCUGAAAGGAACUUGAAGGCAAUCAGUUUAGGCAUCUUCAAUAACACAAUAUAUUUUGCCUAUUAACCAUUUCUAGCAUGUUCUGUUAACCAGUUUCUUCUUAAAUGUACUAUGACCAGUGCUAUGGGCUUGCAUUUCUUCCAGUGCUUUUUCCCCCUGGAGAAACAUUUCUGUUUCAUAAGUUCUUUAUGGAUGCCAAUUGGAAAUAUAUUAAGCAAGCUUGGCAGUUUGAAAGUUUUUUAGUUUUGUUUAGCCAGUGUGGUGUAGUGGUUAAGAGUGGUAGUCUCGUAAUCUGGUGAACCGGGUUCGCGUCUCCUCUCCUCCAUAUGCAGCUGCUGGGUGACCUUGGGCUAGUCACAUUUCUUUGAAGUCUCUCAGCCCCACUCACCUCACAGAGUGUUUGUUGUGGGGGAGGAAGGGAAAGGAGAAUGUUAGCCGCUUUGAGACUCCUUAAAGGGAGUGAAAGGCGGGAUAUCAAAUCCAAACUCUUCUUCUUCUUCUUCGUUGUUGUUUAGUCGUUUAGUCGUGUCCGACAAGUAAAAUAAAGAUGCUGAAGUAGAUCACUCCUUAGGCCAUCAGAAACUUUUCUGAUGCAAGCUGCAAAUUAUUCUAUGAUUUCUUUUUUAAUUCCAAUUUUAACUUUUUUUGAACAUCCAUAUACUGACUUUUACAGAGAUACCUGUAAGCAAACACUUUAGUAAAGCAAUUCAGAUCUGCAUUGCAUUUGGCAUGAGUUGCUAGCUAUAAGGAGUUGGAGAAGAAAAACCGUAUUAACUUCAAAGCAAAAUUAGAAGUGUCCUUUGGGACUCCUCAUUUAACCACCUUGAGCUAGAGAACAGGAAUGUAUUUACAGCAGGGGUGGCCAGCUCCCAAGAGACUGCAAUCUACUUACAGAAUUAAAAACUGGCAGUGAUCUACCCCUGUUUUUGGGGGUUUCAGGUCAAAGUUGUUGACUUUUUUUUUAGAGAGUGGGAAAGCCACGAUUUUUAGGGGUACAAGCCAAGGUUGUUGAGCUUUAGGGAGGAAGAAAGCCUCAUUUUUAUGGGUUUUGGGAGAAAAAGAGGAACAGCCACUCACCAGCAGAUCUUGGGGGGGGGGGGGGAGAACAGCCUGCCUCACUGAGUAAACUCCGUCUUCCCUUCUGCAGAUCGUGCAACAAUGGAGGGCGGGGUGAGGGGCCGGAGCCAAAUUCUAUUUUACCAAUGCUAAGAAAAGGGACCCAGCCAUUGACCGCGAUCUACCAAAACCUCCACAGUCGAUCAUGAUUGACCUGUUGGACAUCUCUGAUUUACAGGAACAGAGUUCCUUAAGCCUUUAAAGGCCAUUGUCUCAAAUUAAGGACUAGACAUGCUGCCUGAAACCACUUUUCCAGGUUUUUGGGCUUUAUAAAUCCCUACCCAUUGCCCUUCUUUUGAGAACAUGCUUCAUGACUAUCUGCCACUAAAGUAUUAUUAACUCAUGGCAUGUGGUCACUAUGAAAUCAUGCUGAGUUUUAGUUUAAAAAAGCAACAAAAAACUUGCAGCAUUGCAAAGUAGACAGGAAAUUCCUUUUCAAACUAGUAUUUGUUAGUGUUGCCAACAGUGUUCAGUCUAGAAAUUAUUUGGUCUGGUAGUUUAUUGCCUUUCUGCUGUAAUCUGAUGGUGCAGAAGAAUCAUGCAGAAUCAUGCAGGCAGUUCCUCUAUUUUGAAGAGCAGCAGCAGAUAUUUAUUAAAAAUAUUUGCUACAUACAUCAAUUCUCUGAAGUGAAACUUUCCAUGGAACAUACUAUAUAACAUACUAAUGCAAUUUUUCAUCAAGUAUUUAUGAUGUAGUAAAUUACUUUAACAAUUAUUAAGGUUCUGUGCCUUUUUUAAUUUUUCAGGAUCGCAGAACAUCAGAAAAGCAGAAAGAAAUGGAUAGAGUGAAAGAGAAACAACAAAAAGAACUCAGUAAACAGAAACAAAUAGAAAAGGUAUCUUGUUUGCCAAAAUUUUACCUGGAAAAGAACUUGUAUGCAAGAAAACAGAUUUGUUCUAAUGACUAAAUUACAAUGCAAAUUUAGCUUUAGAAUUUGCAAGAGCCUGGGCUUUCAGAGGAGAUGAAAGUGCUAAGAAAGUGGAUAGAUUUUUCUCCCUGUUCACACUGGAGUUUGUAUUCACCUAAUGAAGUUAAUGGCAGUACUACUUCACAUAACACAUAAUGAAGGUUUAGUGUUCACUGUCAGAAAAUAUGCUGAUAACCACAGACUUGGAUGGCUUUAAAAGUGAACUGGGUGAAUUCAUUGAGAAGCAUUGAAAACUAGUUACUGGAGAAUAGGCAAGCAGUGGGGGAGGCUGGUUGUCUUCAUGCCCUGGAGUCUUCCAAGAAUUGUCCAGUUUUAUAACUUGUGGUUUGGUGGCCAUAGUAAAAUUCCUGCUAGUCUUUUAUGGUUGAAAAUCAUUGCACUGUUCAUAUGCCUAUUAUAUAUAAGAACAUUAAGAAUAGCCCUAGACCAAAGGCCUAUCCUAUCCCACAGUGUCUGGCCAGAUACCUCUGGGAAGCCCACAAACUAGACAUGAUGGCAAUAGCCCUCUUCAUUGUUUCCCUGCAGCUGGUAUUCAGAGACAUGGUGAGAAAUUUGUCACACCCUUCUGAUUUUGGCUUGCCAGACAGAACAUUCCGCACUCUCCUCCCCCUAUAAAGUUUCCUAGUAGUUCUCCUGACACUCCGGAGUGGAUUUGAGGGAGGCACAGUGAAAGGAGGCAGGGAAAGCUCUUGAGGGAGCCCUGGCAGUGGCUUCUGCUAAUGCUUAAGAUCCCUUGAAUCUGGGCCAUGGUGUCACUGAUCCUGGAGGUAGUAUGCAGCCAUCAUGACUAGCAGCCACUGAUAGCCUUAUAUUCCAUAAAUUUGACCAAUCUCCUUUUAAAAUAAUCCAAGUUGGUGGCUACUGCAUAUCAUGUGGUAGCAAAUUCCAUAGUUUUAGCUGUGCAUUGUGUAAAGAAGUGCUUCCUGAAUCUUUCACUAUUCAGCUUCAUUGGAUAACAAUUUUUGAUUCUAAUAUAAUCACUUUGCAUAAUUUUAUAAAACCGUAUUGUAUCUUCCCUUACUUCCCUUGUUCACCUUUUUUCUAAAACAAAAAUCUUACAUUGUUGUAAACUUCCUUUGUAGGCUACCCUUUCUGCACCUUUUCCAGCUCUGUAAUACCUUUUGGGGGAUGUGGUGAUCAAAAUCUACACUGGUAUUCCAAGUGUUUCAACAGCAUAAAUCUGUAUAAAUGCAAUUACAAUGGAAAGUCCCAUUUAAAACUGAAUGCUUUCUUUCAGGAUUUGGAAGAGCAAAGCCGGCUAAUAGCUGCUUCUAGUAGAUCCAACCAGAGCUCUGGGGAGGGACAGUUUGUAGUCCUUAGCAGUAGUCAGUCGGAAGACAGUGAUUUGGGAGAAGAAGGAAAGAAGAAACGAGAAUCUGAAGCAUGAAGUGACUCUGGUGCACAAGUCUUCGGACCUGUUGUCUGACAUGGAAAGUCAGAGAAACAAAGGUGGUGGGUUUGCUUUAUUAGAUGAAACUCCAUUGUGCUUUGAUUUUUCUUAAACAGCCAGCUUAAUGUGAAUAUGGACUUUCUUCCAUAUCAUAAGGUACCAGGGUGAAACUUAGCAGAAGUAUACAUGGCUAUAUAUGGAUCUUUUUUUCUUCUUCACUUGCCUUGCUGUGCAGAUAAUUUCAUGAGGAAAAAAUUGGUAUAAGGUAAGCAAAUAGACAAAAGCUUUUGUCUUCACUUUCAACCUUCAUUGGAUAACCAUUUAGUGUAUUGUGGCGAAAACAGAGUCCUUUGACUCUUUUAAAGACUUAACAAAUUUAAUAUUAUGAAGUGGAGCGUAGUCCUGCGAAGGGCUCUGCUAUAAUAAAUUUGUUAGUCCUUAUUUUUUCAAAGUUCAUUUUGAUUCCCAAAGAUUACUGAGAACAGAAACAGAGUGCUUGCUUGUAGUUUAAACAUGUCUGAAAAUGAAUUGCCAGCAGAGAAAAGUUCAGGAAAACUGGUAAUGCUGCAAUGCUAUUUUUACUUGAGAAUGUACUUGGUGGUACUGCCCUUGGCUAUUCUGCAUUAUACUUCAGAGCACUUUGGUGUGGAGGGUGUCAGAGACAUUAAAGCACAUAUUAGAAGUUAGGCUGCAAUUGCAGUAUGUGUUUUGGUAAUGUACGAAUAUGUUUUGUAACAAAUACAAAUAGAUGAGAAGAACAAUUUGUAUGGAGACAUUGCCAACUAUUAUUUCAGAUAAAACUGAUUCUGUGAUCCAUGCCCAUAUUUGCACAAUUUCUCUAAAUACCAUUUAGCAAGACUUUAGCUGGCCACAUGACCCAGAAGCUGUACGCCUGCUCCCUCGGCCAAUAAAGCGAAAUGAGCGCCGCAACCCCAGAGUCGGCCACGACUGGACCUAAUGGUCAGGGGUACCUUUACCUUUACUGAAAACAGUUCCACAUACAGCAUAAGUGCAUUUACAGUAAACCUGCUGAAUCACUGAGGAAAAUUAUGCUGACCCUCUUCUUUUUGAUCAUUUUUAAUUGCAAGUGCAUGACAAGUUUAGUUAUAUCAAACAUGCAUUGGCCUUUUUCUCCAGUAAAGUAAUACUAUUAAUACAAAACAGUGCAUCUGUUUUUACAAUAGUCAGAUCCUUUAGUUUAUGCAAAAAGAACAAUUGGUCUUACCUGAAGAGCAGACUUGAUAAGGUAAUAUUCAAGUCAUCAGCAACCUAUCAUGUGAUGGAGGCAGGAGGGCAAAGAACCCUGGGAGGCAGGUGCGCUCAUUCCUCAGUUUUAUGGGAUUCGCCGAAUUCCAACAGGCAUUGAACUUACAGUAGGAAUGAAAAUUCUCUACAUCUGCCUGCCUCUCUCCUGGCUCAAUAUGUAAACUUUAAAUAAACAUACGUUGAAAACAAUGCAGCAACUAACCAAAUUAUCAGUAUCACUACAGUCUAUACCAGGGAGAGGUCCCAUUCAUGUCAUCAGUAGCCUAUCAAAUCUACUCUUCAGAUAAGACCAAUUGUUCUGUUUGAUUCAAUUGCUGAUGCCAUGAAUGGGAUGAACGUAUCACAGCUUUCCCAGUUAGGGCGGGUCCCAACUGCAGUUACAGUGACUAAGGCACCUGUUGGACUGCGUGCCCAAAGAUAGCGUCAGACAGGUCCAUUUUGUAAUGCCUGGUGAAUAUACUUAGUGAGGACCAAGUAGCUGCUUUACAGAUCUUUAAUAAAGGAGCAUUAACUAUAAACGCAGCUGAAGUUGCUGCUGAUCUAGUGCAGGGGUCAGCAAACUUUUUCAGCAGGGGGCCGGUCCACUGUCCCUCAGACCUUGUGCGGGGGCCGGACUAUAUUUUGGAAAAGAAGAAAAAAAAAAGAACAAACACCAGGCAGGCCCCACAAAUAACCCAGAGAUGCAUCUUAAAUAAAAGGACACAUCUACUCAUGUAAAAACACCCUGACUGCAGGCCAGAUUUAGAAGGCGAUUGGGCUGCAUCCGGCCCCCAGGCCUAAGUUUGCCUACCCAUGAUCUAGUGGAAUGAGCCAAUAUGUGCAACGGCAGAGGCAACUUGAGUGACUCGUACACUAGAGGUAUGCAAGCCCUGCUCCGCCUUGCAAGGGUGGAAGGAGCAACCUUUAUACCCAUAGUUGAAAGGAUAUGAACAAGGAGUCAGUGAUUCUAAUGUCCUUUCAGUAUACACCUUCAGUGUAAGGCAAACAUCAAAGUUGUGCCACGCUUUCUCUCUCAGAUGUUUUGGAUCUGGACAAAAGAUAGGUAGCACCAAUUCUUGCUGGACAUUAAAGUGGGAAAGGACCUUCUGUACAAAGGAUCUGUUAGAACCCUUUUGUCUUUGUGAAAGAUGCACAGAUGUUUAGCUACCAGUAAUACAGACAACUCAGACACUCAACAUGCAGACAUAAUGGCCACAGGGAAGAGAACCUUAAAGGAUGGAUGCUUUACAGAUACCUUGCACAAAGUUUCAAACGGUGGUUUCUGCAGUGCUGCCAGCACCAUACGCAAACUCCAAGAAGGAAAACAGUGUGCUACUAAUGGAUUUUGCAGAAAUGCCCCCCUCAAAAAGCGUUUAACUAAUGAGUUUUGCAAAUUUGUGAAAUGGGGGCACGACCUGUAGUGCACAAAACUGAAGGUAUUGCGGAAACUUGCCUUUUUAAAGCAUUUGGUUUCAAACCAUUUUGUAGCCCAUGCAUUGAAAGUGUAACAUAGUUCACAUAGAGCUUCAGUUCCGGAAAUGUCCAGAACUGAAACUCUUAUGUGGACACAGCUUCACUGUAGAAACACCAAGUUGAUAAAUUGGUCCAGGUUGCCUGAUAUAUCCACACAGUGGAAGGUCUGCAUGAGGCCAAAAUGGUGAAGAUGACAGCUGUAUCCAACCCUUGAUGUUUCAGACAGCUGCGUUCAAAUGUCAUGCAGUCAAACAUAGCCACUAUGGAUUUGGAUGGAACAAGGGUCCUUGCAGCAGUAGGUAGGACACCACCAGAAGAUGGCAAGGUGUUGAGAUGGCUAGCCCUUGGAGCUCCAACUUCCAAGGCCUGCAGGGCCAGAAAGGGGCCACCAGGAUGAUCUCUUUCUAUCAUGAUCUUUUGGAGAACACGUUGCAAAAUUGACUGCAGGGAAAAGGUAUAUAGGAGACGUUUUGGUCAAGGUACCAUCAAGGCAUCCCAUGCUUCCGCUUGACGGUCUUUGAACCUGGAAAAAUAACACGAAACUUUAUUGCAAACAGAUCCACUUGACAUGGACCUAGAUACUCCUGAAUCAGGUGGAAGACUUGCCUGUUGAGCAUCCACUCCCCCAGAUCGAGAAGGGAGCGACUCAGCCAAUCUGCCUGUAAAGUGCUGUCCCCUGCAAGACUAAGGGUGUUCCUCUCCCCCUCCCCCAGUUGAAGAGGAGCAAUGAUUCUUUUUGCAGAGAAAUCGAUCUUGUCCCACCCUGCCUGCAAAUGUGUGAUUUUGUGGUGGAAUUGUCUGUGUGCAGCAGCACAUGGUUGAUGUGCAAAAUGAAACAUCACCAACCUGGUAGCUCUUAGCUCCAACCAAUUUAUCGAGUGCUUCUGAUUUUGUGGUGACCAGCACUUCUGUGCAAAGUGACCUUGAUAAUGAGCUCCCCAACCCUGAAAACUGGCAUCUGUGAUGAUCACAAUUCUCCGGAUCAUGAAUGGGAAUUCCGUUCUGUAUAUUGGAUUCUGCCGCCCACCAUCUCAUUGGCAGCCUGACCAGUGGAGGUAACUUGAGCACAUUGAUGAGGAAGCAGAAACCAUUGUAGGCGAUGGGCGUGAUCUGAGAAGCUGAUAUACAGAGGCUCAGGAUUAUCGACAGAUGCUUGAUAUCAAUUUCCUUGGUAGAUUUCAGCAGAGAUGCUGCUGCUCUGAUCUUGUUGGUGCACUCUGGAGACAGAGCCACCAAACCUUUGACUGUGUCCAGCUUGGCUUCCAGAUGGAUAAGCUGCUGUGAUGGCUCAAGGCAGCUCUUCUCCUUGUUUAUCAGGAAACCAUGGGAUUGAAGGGCCAACAUCAUCGCUUGCAGAUGCUCCCUGAGCUCCUUGCAGGGUUGUCAAGACAUUUCCAGAACCGAUUUCCUUGACGUUUUCUACACGCCACACUCUCCAGUUCACACUGGCUGUCGAUACAAUGCACAUAAUCAAGGCAAAGAUACCAGUCAGAAAUGCACAUAACUGGAGGCAAGAAACUAAGGACACCCAUCUCACCACCAGAGAUCCUUCUCUCGCCCGCAGGUGGGGUUUGGAGAUGAGAUGUCCCAGGUAGACAAUGGCAGGCAUUGGUCUUCAUGCAGAUACAGUUCCGUGCAGGGGUUUUGUCAACAAGAUCUUCCAGAGUGUGGUGAUGUUUUCAGGGGCUGUUUACUUUCCCUCCCUCCCCGUUUCACCCUCACCUGAGGAGAUCUUGGCCAUUCUCUUGACAGUGACCUCAGUUCUUAGGCCUGAUUUCUGUUUUCCUUCAUUCCUCCUCCUCCUGGUCUGGUUCAGAUUGAUAUGGUCCAUGUAAUAAACACCAAUCUGUUGAUCAUAAACAGUUUCCCAUCCUAAAGGCAGUUCAUCGCCAACACAGUCAGCAAAUGUCAAUUGCUUUGUAAUCCACAUCAUCUGUCAGUGUCUUGAUGUGCAAGUGAAACUUCGGCUUUUUAGUGCUGCUGCCUCCGCCUGCCUCCCAGCCGGGCCUGUUUCCGUCACCACGGAGCAGCUUGCUUCCUCCUUGGCCCUUCCCUCGAGGCCCGCCCCCAGCUCCCUGGCUGGCGCUUGGCUGCUCCUGAGGCGCUCGCCGCUGAGUGGGAAAUGCUCUCCUGCCUCUGUCACAUGACGAGAUAAUACCCAACCCAUUCAUGGCAUCGGCAACCAACUCAAAUUGUGAGUAGAUAACAUAAAGAAAUCAAUUUCAAUCUGUUGAUUCACCACUUUCUCAUGUGGUCUGACUUUUAUCUAAAUCACUUCUUAAAAGAAAUCAACAAAAUAUAUUUAGUAACUUUUUAGAAACAAGGUGAGAGAAGAAACCAAUGUUCUUCCCAAGCGUUGCAAAAUCUAUGCAUCGCUUCUUUCAACCCCAGCAGGUUUUCAGAUACUAAGAACACCUAACUUUGGGGAAAAGUAAACCCAAAGGAGAAUUUCGUUCUUCUGUAGCACAAGAAAAUGCAGCAGCCAAUAUUCAGGACCUUUCAGAAUACGCCAGACCUUUUCCACCCUUCUCCAGAGAGCUGGGGAGGGGAAAUUCAUUUUGGCCUUUAUAACACUUCAUUGUAAUGCGUGUUAAGAUGCUUUUUCAUACACAUUGGGGGUGUUUCUGUUCUAAGCUAUCUGAAGGAGAGGGAUAUCACUCCAGUAAACCGAAUGGACUGCAGGAACCCAUUGAGCAGUAGUGCCAUCUUCUGUCUCCCUUAGAAUAAGAUUGAGGGAAUGCCACCAAAAUAGUUCGUAGUUGUCUUCAUUGUAAGGUAGACUAAUUUUAAUUAAGUCUUCAUAUUUUUGGGCAGCUCAGUUGGCAAAUCUAUAUUAAAUUAUACCACUUUUUUGAGCCCUUAAAGCCAUAUUUAACAGUGCUCCCAGAGAAUAUAAAAUUUGAUAUAGCCAGUUCACUUCAUCUGACAGAUGAGUUGCUUUGUUCUCAUGUUUCAAGCUAACCUCUAGCAGUUUUCACCUGCAAUUUGGAUAUGUAUAUGUGUGUGUAUACAUGUAUGUUAAAUCACUGUAUUAUAAUGUGUAUAAUACCAAAUUUUCUCAUUUAUAUAACCAGUUAUUUUUUAUCUUCCUGUUAAAUAUUGAUCUCAAAGGGCUUAAUGCUCUUUGUGGAACUGAGACCUGUCAAUUGUUCCCAUAUAUAAUCUGUAUGUUCGAAUCAUUAAGGGAGAGUAUGUUUAUACCUGCGUAAUAGUGGAAUUCCAUUGUCAAAGUCUAGACAUCUAACCAUGAAUUUGCAAGUAUCUGGUUUAUGUAGUGUGUACAGGUCCCACAACUUGCUAGAAAAGGGGCCACUGGUCUAACCUGAAAGGUUUUUCUCUUGGGUAAUCAUCCCUCAAGUGAGAAGGGCAGGAAAUGCAUCAAAUUCAAGAAAGUAGGUUACUCUGCUCACUCUGUCCUAGGCAGCCUCUUUCACGACAUGACCAGGACACAAAGAUACAUGAAAAUAGAAAUACAGUGGUACCUUGGUUUUCUAACAUAAUUCGAGUUCCAAAACAUUCGAAAACUGAAAGCGGAAGCCUCAAAACGCAAGCCUCAAUAUGGAAAACUCAAAACGGAAGCAACGUUUCCUGUUCAAGUUCCAAGGUACGUUCGAAAACCGAGGCAUUUACUUCUGGGUUUUUGGCAUUUGAGUUCCAAAAUGUUUGACUUCAAAGGCAUUUGAGAACUGAGGUACCACUGUAACACAAUCUGCAUUGCUACCAUACCGACUUCCCCAUCACAGUUAUAUAUCAAACAGAAAUAAACAUAAAAUUUGAAGAACAUGUUAAAAAGUAGAAAUUGUAAAACAAAUUACAAGUUACAGAUAACAAUACAUUAAAAGAAAAUUCAUUUGAAGAUAAUACUGACUGAAAGCUGCCCUUACCCCAACAUAUAAUCUGAGGCCUUGAUGGACUAUCAUCAAGGAAGCAUGUUUCAGGCGAGAUCAACAGUGCCACGUUUUUGAAUGAUAGUCCAGCAAGUGGGAUUCACAAAAGCAGGCGAUAUUAAGGUGGGGAAAGCAUGCUGUCUAGGUCUUCAAGACAUAUCACAUGCCUCCUAAGACAUAAGUAACAAUUUUAUAAUGCUUUGUGAUUGCAUUUGGUAAAGAUCAACCCAUCACUUAGGUCUCAAAAUAGAUUCAUUUGUAGGGAAGGCUGCUGUGGUUGUCUUAAAUUUACUUAAAUGAACCAUAAUGUUUCUUGCUACAGGUAACUUUAAUGCUUCAUAGGGUGAAAUAAAUGCUGUUAUAAGCCAACAUGCUAUGAUAGCUGAUGGCACCUUUUAACUAAAGGUUGUAGGAUGAAAAGACACAAAAGAGGCUUUGUUUGUCUAAAGUCUAUCAUUCUGUUAAUGUGAGGAGGGCAUUAAAAGGGUACAUUAUCGCCUUUCUCACACCAAGGGAAUGGACAAGAUCAGGGCAAAAAGUUGACAGUGUUUGCCAUGGAAGCUAAUGUUAACCUUUGGCACAAAAGAAGGAACAACUCUAUAUCACACUGUCCUUAUGAAAAAGCACAGAUAUCUUGCUAAAGAAAGAGCACUUAGCUCUGAAUCCAGUGUGAUUGCAACUAAGAACACUACCUGGAAGGACAGGAGCAGGAGAGGCAUAGACUUCAGUGACUCAACAGAAGGAUGCUGUAAGGCCAAAAUAAUUUUCUGAAAGUUCCACAAUGGGUUCCACAUUGAGAAGUCAAUUAGACUUAAACAUUGCUGCUCAAGCACCAUGCUGUCUCAACCGCCCUGGUUCUUCUUGUAAUACUGGGUCCUGUAACAGUAGAUCUGGCUGAGGUGGCAAGGCCCAAGGGUCCAGGCCAAGAAUCGGUUGUGCCUUUUCUUCCUGGAGCUUCCAGAGUGCAAGCAGUGAGGAAUAUUUGGGGAGAAGGGAAGCAUGCAUAAGAUCCUUCAGCCAUGGAACUGGGAGCAUAUCCACUGGUUCUGCUUCUAGAGAUGGAUAGUGGGCAAAAAACCAGCACAUUACUGACCAUUGUAUUUUAUUUUUCCAAUUUUUGAGAAACAAAUGGAGACUAAGAGCACAAUUGGCUAGACACAAUUGGCAGGAACUGGACUGGCCAGGAGAAAGAGCACAGAAAUCUAGUUGCUUGAAUUUUUAUGCAUUUCUUGCCUUUGGAUGCUAGCUGGCAUGAAAAAAAAUCUGAUCACUGUGCAAGUUCAUUCUAUUUCCUGCAUUAGUUUUACUAUUAGACAUGAUCGCUGUAUCUAAAAAUCUGGCAAUUUUGUCAGUGUGGUCAUGAUGCAUAACUCACCAGUGCCACACUUCAAAUUGUAUGUUAAAAAUGAGGUUUCCUACCCAGAACAUGUUCAUAUUGGAAGAUUCUAGUGUGUACGGUAAUGUCAUGAAGCAAACUUUCCCUUUUAUUUUUGAAAUAAAGAGUGAAACAGUUCCACCCUCCAUUGUCAUAUUAGGUCUUUGAGUAAGCUACCACAUUUCAAGUGGGACUUAAUUUUGAGUAAAAAUGCAUAGGAUUGUGCUGUCAAGGAGCAGAACAGCUAAACUCCACAGUGAGCACAAUUGCUUUAUUAUAUCUUUUAUACUUCAGUUUUGUAAACUAGAAUGAUCAAUGUUUCAAGGCCAAAAAUUGAAGAAAGGAAGAUUAUUAAAUGUUUGUGAGAAGUGAGCUUCCUAAGAUGUGCUUUUCUGUGUUACCCAGAAAUAUAGCAAAAUGAAAAAUAUUUUUGCAUGUCCUUCUCUUCCCUAACAUGCUGUAAUUGAAAUGCAUUCCUUUUAAUUGUUUGCAUGUGAAUCUGAGGUUAAAAAAAAAUAAAUCAGAUCAGCAUUCUCACUUGUGUUCUCUGCCAAAAAAAAAAAAAAAGCACUAACACCCAAGUUUGGUGAAGAUUAAUUUUUUAAUUACUAUUCCUGGACAUCUCUUUUUUAAAGAUCCUUAUGUGAGUACUCCUUGCUCUGCAAAAUUGAAUUUGCAACCAGUAGACUAAGAUCAUGUGCUGUAAGCGGGUAGAAAGAAUAAACCAGCACACAACUGAAGGAACAAUGAUCUAUAGUGAGGUUUAUAUGCAAGCAAAGCAGCUUGUAUAAUUAUUAUGGGUGACUUUUAUAAUGUAGUGGAUGGUCAAAUUCUUACAGUAAUGUAAUGGUUUGGUCCUGUUCUAGUGAUUGUGAUUUUUUGCAAUGUUUUAAGAAUCUAAUACAGUUUGCCUGAAUACUUGUUAAUAAUAUCCAGUGAUUGUCAAGUUGGUAUUGUCAACUGCAGACUGAAAUCUAGAUACUAAUAAACCUAUCUGGGAAGGACCUUGGCAAAGUCCAGUCAAUUUUAGAAGAUGGUUUUCUGUAAUGAUUAUGUAAAAUAUAUUUUGUUUGCAAUUGCUCCCUCAAAGGUCAUCACCAUCAUCAUGUUAUCCAAAAAAAUUAAAAAGAUCCUGAAAUUUUGUCAAAUGUAUUUUAAGUCUGUCAGUCAUUCAGGAAUCUUAUUCAUAUAUUUAAUAUAGUCAGAGAUCAUUUAUUGUACUUAAUAAAAAAAGUUAACAGCUGG